Messenger RNA from Trypanosoma theileri, 411 nucleotides. RefSeq lists its product as uncharacterized. Lineage: Eukaryota; Euglenozoa; Kinetoplastea; Trypanosomatida; Trypanosomatidae. The transcript has a single exon. The coding region runs from base 1 to 411 and encodes 136 amino acids. The record is from RefSeq and is a predicted model, not a curated record.
AUGAUGACGCUGCUUCUUCUUCUGAACCUUCUACUACUGGUGCUGCUCUUCCUUCUACUACAUCUACUACCUCUAUUACACCUACUGAAGGGAGAGAGACUGCGCCUGCAGGUGACAGUCAAACUGGAGACAGUGCACCAAGAGAAAGUGGAGCAAUACAACCAUCUUCUACAAGCAGUUCAACCAAAGAGAGUGCAGCUGAUUCUGAGAAUGCAAACACUGGGAGCGACAGUACACCUGAAGGGGGUGAAUCAACAAGUAACCCCGCUAAUGAAGAAUCAACCACCACCACCACCACAACAACAACAACAACACCAACACAUCCUCCUGAACUCACAAACAACAAGAAGGGUGAUGCAGACAGCAGCAGCAGUAUCAGCAGUUCUGUGUGGGUGCGUGCAUCACUACUGA